AUGUUAUCUUUAAAUGAUGCUGCUCAUAAUGCUGAACAAUAUUCAGCUUUUGUUGAACGACAUAUGGAUGCACGUCGACAACGUAUUGAACAACUUGAUGCUUUUGUUCGUCAUCGACUUCGUCUAUAUCGACAAGCGCAAGAACAUGUUCAACGACAAACAACAAAUAAAAUUGUCGAAGCAACUACUUUACCGCCACCGCCACCACCAGAUAAUACUAUUGUCGUUUUAUCACAACGAUCUUCAACACCAAUUCUUGAAAAAUCAUCAUCAUUUCAUAAUCCAAUUGAAAUGACAAAUCGUGUUCGUCUUAGUAAACAACGUUUAGCAUCAAAACAACUUAGUCAACCUGUUAAUACUUCGUCUACUGAUGAUACACCAAUUGUUGGAACUUGGCUUAAUCCUGCACCAGCAACAAUAACAGAUAAUGAUGAACAACAAUGCCCUUCAUCAGAAAAUACAUUGCGUCGAUCAAUGAGUGAAAAUCGUCUUUCGUCAUUUGCACUUAAAGCAUUGACUGAUUCAUUAACUGAUGGUUUAACCAAUGUUGAAAAUCGAAAACGUCUUCAAGCAACACGUGCUUUAUUUAUGACUAUUGAGCGACGGCAAGUUAAAGAGGCUUCACUUUUAAAUAAACAAAAUAAAGAAAUGCAACGUCUUGUGGAACUUAAAGAAGCUGAACGUUUACAUCAAGAAGAAUCCUUAGAACAAAAACAAGUACCGACAAUUCAUACUAUUUCAGAUGAACCUGUUAUUGAUGUUAAUAGUAUUGAUCCAAAACAAUUAGUUCGUAUUCGUCAACAACGUAUUCAUGAACAAAAACGACGAGAACUCGAACGAUACAUUCGAGCACUAAAAACAUCAUUAAGAGAACGUUGUUCAAAACGUAAUAUUAAUGUACCAACAUUAUGUUCAUGUCAUUCAACGAUUUGGGAUGCUGAUCCAAUGACAUGUUCACGAAAUUGUUCAUUUUAUCGAAAUCCUGCUGGUAAUCUAACAAAUUUUUAUUUGAUUUAA
Molecule: messenger RNA, 1017 nt
Organism: Rotaria sp. Silwood2
Lineage: Eukaryota; Metazoa; Rotifera; Eurotatoria; Philodinida; Philodinidae
Source: the annotation of a GenBank genome assembly